Molecule: messenger RNA, 612 nt
Organism: Stegodyphus dumicola
Lineage: Eukaryota; Metazoa; Arthropoda; Arachnida; Araneae; Eresidae
Source: RefSeq, a predicted model, not a curated record
AUGGAAGUACGAAGUGUGUUCGUUACCGGAGCUAACAGAGGUAUUGGCUUAGAAUUUGUUAGGCAGUUGGUGGCUCUUCCCAAAGCACCCCGCUAUGUAUUUGCUACGUACAGGAACAAAGAUUCACUUCAGGCAUUGAUUGAUAUAAAAGACUCUUCGAAGUAUUCUGAAGUGAUUUUCAUCAGAAUGGGUAAUAAUUUCACAGAUGUUUCAAAACCUGAGGAAGUAAAAGUUGCUCGGGCAAUAUUGGAAGAUACAGUCGGAAAUGAUGGCCUUAACCUUCUGAUCAACAGUGCUGGGAUAUGCCAAGUACAAGCUUUUCCUAAUGUUUCAAUAGAAAACUUACUUCAACACUUCAACACCAACACAGUAGGACCUGUAAUGGGUAUUUUUGGUCCAGCUGUUGAAUGCCCUUUGGUAAACAUUCCACUGAGUAUCACAGUAGGAGAAAGUGCCAGUGUCACACAUAAAGAGAUUUUAUGUGCAGUUGCAGAAUCACUGGCAGAGGAUGUGCUGCUUCCUCCAGAAGUGUUCACCAUCUUUGGAGGUCGGUUACAUGACACAGGUGAAGUGGUAGAAAACUUACAUGAAGAAACCACAAACAUCCCAGAG